Microdochium trichocladiopsis is the source of this 3606-nucleotide messenger RNA. RefSeq lists its product as uncharacterized. Gene Ontology annotation, biological process: monoatomic ion transport; transmembrane transport. Gene Ontology annotation, molecular function: monoatomic ion channel activity. The transcript is spliced from 4 exons. NCBI's taxonomy places the organism in Eukaryota, Fungi, Ascomycota, Sordariomycetes, Xylariales, Microdochiaceae. The coding region runs from base 1 to 3606 and encodes 1201 amino acids. The record is from RefSeq and is a predicted model, not a curated record. Gene Ontology annotation, cellular component: membrane.
AUGCACUCCCAACGUGCCGACCAGAACGUGUUUCGCCUGAAUGCAGACACGCCCUCGCCCGGGCCGGCAACCAGAGCACAGUACAACGAACAUCGCCACGCCACGGCCGACUUCACCACGGAGGCCGACGACGACGACGACGAGGAUGAUGAGGAUGAUGAGGACGCCGAAGCAAACGUAGGACAGGUCAAUGAGCAAGAUGGACACGACCGGCGAGGACGCAGUGGUGGAAUCCCACGACUUCGGCCGGCCUAUUUCCACAACAGCCACGAGGGGCGGCGCAGUUCGAGAGACCUGCUGCCGCUCUUCUCAGCUAGUCAUCUAGAUGCGUUACCAGUCUACAGCAUUGUGCAUGCCAUCCGAAUCAUUGUCCAGACUCGAACCGAGACGACACUCACAUGGGACCAGAUUCGAUCCCCGCAAGUCUCGCAAUUUCUCAUCAAGCCUAUGCAGCAGCAGAUCCGCACCCAGCAUUUCAACCGGGCGACCUUAUAUGCGCUCAUGGCCAACUCCCUGCAGUUUGCCAAGGAGGCGCAGCUCUACCCAGGUAAUGCUGGUGUCAGCGGUACGCGGGCUCAAGUCUGUGAAGUCCUCGCACUUCGACUCUUGAAGGAGUACAGCACGCGGGAGCUCAUUGACGCCCUCUCAUACGACUUCUACCCGUUGCAGGGCGUUCCUGACUGGCCCGCAACUCCCGGCCAACGCAGUGCAGACAAGGCGCGACCGCCCACAGCUCGGUCUUCGACAUUUGAGGUUGCCAUCCGAGCUUCAGCCAAGCACUUUCUAUCUCAUCCCCUUGUUGUACAGCAGCUUGAGGCAAUCUGGAAUGGUGCCAUAUGCUUUUAUUCUUCUCAGGACAGCUUGCACCGGAAGCCACCGCUCAGUCAGACGAAUUCGAGCAGCCAGCAGAGCCGGCCUGUCGAUUCGCGGACACCGUUGCUUACCUUCAAUGUCCCGAAGGAACAGCGAGAAACUCUCCCCGUCCAUGAGGCACCCGUAAGACGGACAGUCUCCCUCUAUGAUCCUCGGAACGCCUCUCUCUUCAAGCUGUCUAGAUUGAGAGUGCCUCGAUACCGACAAUUCCUCUCCACAGCAUCCUUAUUCAUUCUCAUCUGCCUCUUCAUUGCCGUUCUGAUACAGCGUCCAGCCCAGAUCAGCUUGCUGGAGCUGAUAUUUUGGUUUUGGAGUGCGGGUUUCAUGCUCGACGAAGUCGUAGGAUUCAACGAGCAGGGCUUCUCGCUAUACAUCAUGAGCUUUUGGAAUGUCUUUGACCUAGGGAUACUCCUGCUCUUGGUCAUAUACUACUGCAUGCGCGCAUACGGCGUUUUCCUCAUCGACUCACAAGACUGGAACGACAUGGCCUUUGACGUUCUGGCGGCCAACGCUAUCCUUCUCUUGCCUCGCAUUUUCAGCGUGCUUGACCACUAUCCGUACUUUUCACAGCUUUUGAUCGCUAUGCGGCUCAUGGCAGUCGACCUUGCCGCAGUUUUCGUCCUCAUCGUCAUGAGCUGUUCUGGAUUCUUCGUAUUCUUUACCUUUUCUCGCAACAACAACAACGCUGCCGAUGUCGGAUACAGAAUCUUUCAGAUUCUGAUGGGGUUUACACCUGCUGCCUGGGACGCAUGGGACGAGGCUGAUGCACUAGGCAAGGCACUGCUCGUCAUCUUCUUAAUCAUCUGUCACUUUGUCAUUGUGACUGUCUUAAUCACCGUCCUUACGAAUUCAUUCAUGAGGAUUGCUUCCAAUGCGAAAGAAGAGCACCAGUUUCUCUUCGCCAUCAACACCAUUUCCAUGGUCAAGAAUGAUUCCCUGUUUUCGUACAUCGCGCCAUCGAACAUCCUUGCUUGGAUGCUUAUGCCUCUGAGAUACGUGAUGCCAAUCCGACAGUUCGUCAUGCUGAACCGCAACGUCAUCAAGGCUACCCAUUUCCCGCUACUGUUCGGGAUUUUCUUCUAUGAGAGAUACUUGCUCGCCUCUACCAUCUACGAGCCUACUGAUCUCGUCGAUAACCACACCAGGCGUGCCAGUAGGUAUCGAGCCAUGUUUGCCGACCCGAUGAACCGUGGUGGGCUCUUUAGCCCGAACAUUCGCGCACGCGAGGAAUCCGUCGCUGGUAUGCAGAAGGACAGGGCUUUGGAAGAGGUUUUCCGCAGACCACCCGACAUGACUACAUUGCGCAGUCAGAGGAGACAAGAGCGGCGGAAGACUCAGACCGCCAUCAGGAACUGGAUGGACCAAAAUGACGAGAUGGGUGAUACAAUUUCUCACUGGCCGACAAUCGACACUCGCCGGAGUAUCUCACAACGUCGUCUCAGCUUGACCCGCGACAUGCCUCGUGGUGCACGACACUUGUCGGACGUCAGGUCAACUGCAAGCGAUCCCGCCGAUUUGAUAUCAAACAGCGGCUUCCCCUUCGGCACGUUCCGUGAGACGCUUGAGCGUCAGAAUGCGCAGCAGGAGUCUGACAAAGACCACACUGAUGCGGAUGGCGAUGAUGAGCUUGUGACAAAUGACGAGGACGAGGACGAUCACCCAGACGAAAGUCAGUUUGCUGGCACGAACAACAGGAGCUCGCAAGACUACUUUUCCACGCCGUUGACUGCAAGGCGCACGGCUGUUGCUGCCCCGUCCUCAAUGGCCUCCUCAUUCAACCCUUCUGGGAAGGAGUCGUCGCCGCAAGCUCUGCAGCAAGCCCGCCGUGCUGGAAUGCACAAUCGGACGCUUUCAACCAAUACAAUCUUGUAUGCACCACAGGAGUUCGGACGUCGCGGCCCAAGCCCGUCCUCAAUCUCGGAGGAGCCGCCGGGUGCGCGGUCGAGACCACGAACUGCGAAGCUCAUGACCACGAUCGAAUCUUCAGGACCAAGCGGCACCAGGUCCCCCCGGAAGACACAAUACACGACCACCCCAACACGGCCCAAGCCAAUACCUUCCAAAUCUGUCCCUAACAGAAGCCAUAUGCCCCAGCUCGAUUCUCGAUUGAGGCGGCAAGUAUCCUCCAGUGACAUGGACAUCAACUCUGAGAUCGGCCUCGAUGCGCACAACGACUUCGGGGCUGUACCGGCCUCCUUCGCAACACAAAUGGCCAUGGCAACGGGCCAGCUGAAGGGUCUCGGUCGAGGUUCUGCGGACGAGCGUGACAACGCCGACCGCAUGAGCCGACUGGUCUUGGCGCGGAUGAAGACGCUCGAGGAGGGACUCGCUGAUGUGGCCAAGAACAUGCGAGUUCUGCGAAGUGUAGUGCCUACUGCACAGAACUCUGGUGACGACGGCAGCCUGGAUGGACUGAGCAGCGGAGUCGGAGGACCUGGACGGCAAAGAAUCAUCAUCCCUGCUGCUAGCCAUGGGGAUAAACGCAAGUCUUGGACACAGCAGAAGCAGUACAGCAAGGGCGAGCGUAGCCGACCCACGACGGCAAAGACAUCUGAAAAGUCUGGGAGUCGCGGCAGCACUGACGCGAACAAGUCUCCUGAUCUUGAAGGUCGAAGGAAGAAGAGGACGGUCAAGGGCAAAGAGAUUGCUCUGCAGUCUUCGUCAGAUGACGAAAGUGGCUCAGACCACUUUGUUAGCCCGCGAAUGACCUCGCGAAGAGGCUCAUCGUUCUGA